Molecule: messenger RNA, 972 nt
Organism: Boleophthalmus pectinirostris (great blue-spotted mudskipper)
Lineage: Eukaryota; Metazoa; Chordata; Actinopteri; Gobiiformes; Gobiidae
Product: odorant receptor 131-2-like
Exons: 1
Coding region: 1-972 (323 amino acids)
Biological process (GO): G protein-coupled receptor signaling pathway
Cellular component (GO): membrane
Molecular function (GO): G protein-coupled receptor activity
Source: RefSeq, a predicted model, not a curated record
AUGGAAGGCAGCUCAAACUCGUCUUCUCUGCCCCCGUACGACGAGUUUCCGACGCGCUUCCUGCUGACGAUGGCGACUUCCUUGCCUUCCUUCAUGUUCCUCUUCAUCAACGGCUCUAUCCUCUCGGUCCUGCGCAGUAAACCCACGUUCUCCCAGUGCCCGCGCUAUGUCCUGCUCUUCAACCUGGUGCUCAGUGACACCAUCCUCAUCGCUCAGGCCCAGACUCUCUACCUCCUCGCCACCUACUCGGUCUGGAUGUCCUACCCCCUGUGCAUCAGCCUCACAUUGGUCUCCUACCUGUCCUUCCAGAUCUCUCCGUACACGUUGAUGUUCAUGUCUUUAGAGCGAUUUGUCGCCGUGUGUUUGCCCCUUAAACACCCCACGAUCAUCACGCUGAAAAACACCUACGCCACCAUCCUCCUGAUGUGGUCUGUGAGCUGUUUAGACGUUUUUAUCCGGGUCAUGCUCAUACUCGAGUUUCCCUUUCACGAGCUUCCGGACCUGCAGAUGCGAGAGUUCUGCAGUAUGGACAACAUGUCAUUUGGCCCUAAAUCCUCAAUGUACAACACAGUCUACACGUAUUUCCUGUUUGCUACGUCUGCGCUGGUCAUCUUGUCUUCCUUCAUGGCCGUGAUGGUGAUCGCCUGCUUGGCCUCGGAGGACAAGGCUCAGGUGGAGAAGACCCGAAACACUCUACUCCUGCAUCUGUUUCAGCUGGGACUCAAUUUCCUGUCUGUGAUGCACACGUACGUCUUUGUGGCGGUGGUGAUGUGCUGUGGCCUGCGUAGCCGCCUGUUCGUGAUGGUGUAUGUGUGCGUGGUGCUGAUGCCGCGCUGCCUCAGUGCUCUGACGUACGGCCUCCGGGACCCCGCCCUCAGACCGGCGCUGGGGACACAUCUGAGCUGUGGGCUGCAGCUCCGGGCAGGAAGGAUCCAGGUGAAGGGUUUGGUUCUGAGGAACAAGCACAUGUAA